UCAGACCACCCACCGACCCCAUACCCCUCUAAAAACAAUGUACAAGAGGAAAGCCUCAGCCUCAGGCAUUGAAACUUCUACAUGCGACUCUAAACGGCCUCGCUACUGGUUGAGGAUGAACAGAGACACCAAUCUUGCUACUGAGUCCACCAGCUCGCACAACUACCAUGGUGUAAACGCCACACCUAUUCCACCUGAUAUUGAUGAUGGUCAAGUUUCCACUAGCACGAAGGACAGGCAAAUUUGGUUAGAGGCUGAGGAAGUUGCGUUGAUUGCGUAUAUAACUAGCAAGCGAAGUGAGGGUGGAGAUGGGAUGAAUUUCCCAAAGAAAUUCUGGCCGAAGGCUGCUGUGGAAUUCAAUCAGAAUAUACAAAAGGAUCAUGUAGUUGGCCCUGCAAAGGAAGGCAAGCACUGCUCUAGCAAAUGGGGAAGGUUGCGAUCUACCUACAAAGUCGUCACAGCGUUAUCAGAGCAAUCGGGCUUUCAUUGGGAUGAUACUAAUGGUGCAGAUAUCACAAUUGAAAGCAACACUGUAUGGGAGGAGUACCUCAAGACACCAGGGUUUUCGCAACAAGGGUUGGGUCCAUGUCAAAGCAAUGGACAAUCUCAUAUCUGAGCG
This is a messenger RNA of Serpula lacrymans var. lacrymans S7.9, 619 nucleotides long. RefSeq lists its product as uncharacterized. The transcript is spliced from 3 exons. The coding region runs from base 38 to 616 and encodes 192 amino acids. The record is from RefSeq and is a predicted model, not a curated record. NCBI's taxonomy places the organism in Eukaryota, Fungi, Basidiomycota, Agaricomycetes, Boletales, Serpulaceae.